Messenger RNA from Neltuma alba, 1032 nucleotides. Its product is annotated as E3 ubiquitin-protein ligase ATL6-like. The record is from RefSeq and is a predicted model, not a curated record. The transcript has a single exon. Bases 1 to 1032 code for a protein of 343 amino acids. Lineage: Eukaryota; Viridiplantae; Streptophyta; Magnoliopsida; Fabales; Fabaceae.
AUGGAGUCAAAACCCAUACACUGGGCCCACCUGUUGUUGCUGGUCUUACCCUUCAGCCUCCGCCACCGUUGCUCCCAUGCACAGCCCACCGGCGCAUCGUCCGCCUGGGUCGGCUCAGUCUUAAAAGAAUCUUUGAGCAAAUCUCACUUCAAUAUUAUUAUUGUUGCCUUCCUCGGUGCCAUUGUCUUCUUUAUUUUCUUCUCCCUCUUGGUUCGUCACUGUGUUGAUUCCUGUGCCAGCAGUGAUGCUCAGAGUGCCGCGGCCGCCGCAGAGCAGCGCCGCCGUGAAGUCAUCGAGAGAUGCCCUGUCCUCGUCUACUCCGAGGUGAGGGAUCUCAGGAUCGGGAAUUCAGCUCUGGAAUGUGCCGUUUGCCUGAGCGAGUUCGAGGACACGGACAAGAUCCGCUUGCUGCCAAAAUGCAAUCACGUUUUCCAUCCCGAUUGUAUCGAUAGGUGGUUCGCCUCACGUCUCACUUGCCCUGUUUGCCGCGCCAAGCUCUCUCCCUCGGAUUUCGCCGAGAAUGAGGAGGCCGACGCCGUGACGGAGUCGAAUCCCGAUGAAUCACCGGCUGAUGCAGAUGCUGAAAUCGAGGAACAAAGCACCGUGGAGUCGUCGGAGCCAAUGGCGGAGACGAUUGACGUGGGUGAAGAAAGCGGAAGCACUGGUCUGAUUCCGGGGACAACAACGGCGUCGGAAAGAUUUGAGAGGUCACACUCAACGGGUCACUCUCUCACCAUGGCACCCGAGGGGAUGAUGAUGACUGAGAGGUAUACACUGAGAUUACCGGAGAAUGUGAAGGAGGAGAUAUUUGGGAACCAGAGGAGAAGGCUUCGACGUUGCGCUAGCAGCAACGACGUCGUUUUGCAGGGAGAAUGGAGCACGAAGGAAGGAAGCGAUGAUAUGGAGAAAUCGGCGUUGAUGAUCUCCAUGACGCCGCCAUUUGUUUCGAAGGAUUGGAGCUCUGUGAAAUUCCUGAAGCAGAAUGCUACUGAUCAGAGCUCGCCGUCGACGUCGCGAAGGCCUCCGGUUUGA